Molecule: messenger RNA, 4640 nt
Organism: Carcharodon carcharias (great white shark)
Lineage: Eukaryota; Metazoa; Chordata; Chondrichthyes; Lamniformes; Lamnidae
Gene: parp10
Product: poly(ADP-ribose) polymerase family member 10
Exons: 11
Coding region: 294-3836 (1180 amino acids)
Biological process (GO): negative regulation of gene expression
Cellular component (GO): cytoplasm; nucleus
Molecular function (GO): RNA binding; transcription corepressor activity; NAD+ poly-ADP-ribosyltransferase activity
Source: RefSeq, a predicted model, not a curated record
GACAUUACGAAUGUGAAACAUUUGUUCUGAUCUGAGAGAGGGGGGGUGUUUGUUGAACUCGGGUUCUGACCCCUCUCUCUCUCUCACACACACACAACAGAGACGGGCAGCUCCGGAUAUCUCUGCUCUCACUUUCGGUUUCGUUUCUCUCGGUGGCAGUUCUGGCUGCGAGAUUCAGCAGCAGCCUCCGUGUCUGUGUGUGUUUGACCACUUCAGGGGGUUCUUCUGCUGUUGAGCGCAGUGAGGUUCCUUUGCCACCAACUCGAGGACCCAAGGUGUCACAGAAGACUAAGAUGGAGCAGCCGGACCCCACGGAUGACCAUGUCCUGCAGGUGCAUGGCAUCACUGAUGACAUGCCCAUGGACAUUCUAACCUUGUACUUUGAGAGCAAACGCCGGUCAGGGGGAGGAACCAUCACGUCCAUCAAGCGACAGGGCGACUACGCUGUGAUCACCUUUGAGAACCCAGCAGACGCUCAGCGUGUUCUGUCCAAGCCAGGACACAAAUUCCAGAAUGUCGAGCUGACUGUGAGGAAGUUGCCGCCCAAGGACCCAAAGAAGAUUGUGCUCCGCGGGCUGAAGCCACAGAUCUUGGAAGAUACUUUAAUUCUCUACCUUGAGUACAUCACUGAACGCAACAGUGAGCAGUUCACUGUCCACUAUGACCAAGACAGAAUGCUAGCACUUGUUCACUUCCAGGAAGCUCUGCCUGCAGAAGCCCUUGAAAAAAUGAAGAAAAGGACUAGAAGCCGAUGUUUGCAGGGAACCACCUUGGAAAUUGAAGAACUGCCCCGAACCGACUGCAUUCUGGUGGAAAACCUGGACCCCACAGAUGAUAAGGACAUUGUAAGCCUUUACUUUGAGAGCCGACGCAGCAACGGAGGGAGUGUGCUCGAUGUUACCAUGGUUUCCCAGGGAACUGCCAUCGUUGUGUUCCAGGAAUGGGAAGCUGCUGACCGGGUUCUUCAGAAGCGCCAGAAAUUGCAGGAACGUGAGCUGCUCGUUCGUCCGUAUUACAGUUUUCUCCAUUCCCCCCUCACGGGUCCAGAAUGUGACAGGACGACAGAAGAAACCAAAGCCAAGGUGCCGGCCGAAGUGACGAGCACGGUAAACGUCCCUGACAAGGCGAAGCUGAACAUCUUACGGACCAGCACGUUCCUGCAAGACCUGAGGAAUGAAUGUCCGGAAUUGUCCCUGAGUGUCGAUGACAAUAACUGUGUCAGUGUUUAUGGAACGGAUCUCCUGCAGAUCGAGAAGACAAAGAGCCGGAUUCUGGAAUUCCUGAGUAACAUAGCCCAAGUGGAUGUCCCCAUCGGUGAGGACGAGGCAAGAUUCCUUUCCAGGGACGAAACUCAGGAUUACUUGCGGAACAUGCUGCACGAGAAGGGCUUGUCACCUUGUUUUUCCGUCUCAGGCAGUGUGAUGACAGUCACCGCUCUCUCAGUUCCUGCUGCCUAUGAGGUGGCCCACCUGAUCAAGGAGCAGUUGUGCCAGUUUAGUGUCUCAAUAGCGGACCGACAGCUCCAUGUGCUCAUUUCUCCUGACUGGGAGAAGCUCCUCUCGUCCCUGAGGGGCUGUGAAGCUCGGAUAUCUGAUGUUGGGGACCAGCUCUACUUCAACUCCCUCAAAUGUUUCAGAGUUGAAAAUGAGGAACGGGUGAAAGCCUUGCUAGAAAAUGCCGUUUCAGAGGAUUUUGUGAUAGGGAUGGAACCCAGCAAAUUGAGAUUCCUGCAGGAAUAUUACCAAGACUUACUAGCUGGGUCUCAACAGGUUUUCAUUUUUCCACUAGAAGGUGAUGUCACAGGGCUAAGGAUUACCGGGGUGGGCAGUGCCUGUGAAGCUGUGGAUGAGCUCCUCCGCAGCAUCAUCUCAAACAUCUGCACCAGGACAGUGACUCUUCAGGAACCUGGCAUCUCUCGUUUCUUGCUGGAGAAACGCGGAGCCAACAUUUUGAAGCAACUGGAGACAAAGCACAACUGUACAAUUGGGUUGGAGAAAGUGCGGUGGAUAAUGCUGCGAUCUGAGCACCCCCUGGAAGUCCAAAACAGUCGAGCAAUACCGAGUUUUGAAAGAGAUAUUCCGGUCUGCACGGAGCAGCAGCAGCAGCAGCAGUCAGUGAGUGUGAGUGAUCCAAAUGGGAAUAUCCCAGAUCUCGAUGAAAUCCGGAGUUUGCUUGCAUCAAUCGAAGAGCCUGAAGCUGAAUCGAGUCAAAGUAGAAAGAACAAAGGCAGGCACGACUCGACUUCCCAAAGCGUUUCUAACGAGAAUGAGUACGAUUCGAUUGAGGAAGAUCUCUACACCGACCGAGCAGCUGACCUGUGCUCUGGUGCUGGUAAUGAUGUAAUGGAGGAGGAUGAUCUCACUGACCCUGACACCAAAAAGCAGCAGGAAGAAGACGAAGGCAAUGAUAAAGGUGAUACGGAAGAUUUGGAGGGCACUGGGAUGAUGGCUGUAGCCAAGGCAGAAAUGGACGAUGCCCAGUUAUGCCUUGCCCUCCAGUACUCCAUGGACAGCAGACACCAGCUGACUAGAGAGGAGGAGGAGCUUCAGAAAGCCCUUCAACUUUCAAAAGAACUGGCAGCGAGCCAGCAGGACAAAAAUCUGGAACUUGCCAUUCAGAUGUCCAGCGUUGAGAACUCUGAGGCCAGCCUUGAGGAAGUUAUCAAAAUGUCCAUGGCUGAAGCUGCACAGAGCUCGAAUUCUGCCCAGUUAACCAUCUAUGGCGAUUCCAACAUGUGCAUCGAACAAUUAGUGGGCGAAUUGGAGAGGAACAUCCGGUCACACCUGCGUGAAGAAGUAAUGAAGGACAAAUGCUUCCAAAACUUGAGCAAUGAUUACAAGAGUUACCUGGAGUACCUCCAACGGAAGCACGCCGUCGACAUCACUGUCCAGGGGAGCGAAGUCAAGAUUCGCGGGUUUGCGGAUUACACCAUACACGCCAAGGAAAACAUUACCCAACUAAUGCACUGGGCUGCCCAGGAUGAAAUGUCAAAGGUUGAAGAGGCUGCGAUAACCAGGUCUGUCCAAUGGGUGAGGCAAUGUCAAGACGGCAUCGCAGUUCCUUACACGUCGAAAGCGUGUGUUUGCAUCGAGAAAGCGUUUCAGCGAAAGGAGAAGAGGAUUGAUGUGAUAUUCGACAAUAAGCCUUACACCAUUGACUUUGAACGAAUGGAGGAAUACAACCUGGGAGAAACAGAGUCCAUUCCAAUUGAGAGGAAGUCUCUUGACAGCCCAAUUGAUGCAGAUGCGUUGUCUCUAGCUUCAGGACGAAUCGAGCUAGUGCAGCUGAAUGAAGCCAGUGAAGAAUAUUCCAAAAUGGUCCGACAUUUUUAUGAUUCCCUGAAAGACUUGCACAAUAAAAUUCGCAUUAUAAAGGUGGAGAAGGUGAACAACCCACUGCUGUACCAACAAUACAUGCUGAAGAAGGCCAGCAUGGUGGCCGUGCAGACCAACGUCGAGCGAGUCCUCUACCAUGGGACAACUGAGGAGAGCACUAAAGAGAUUUAUGUGCACGGUUUCAACAGGAGCUUCUCUGGGAAAAAUGCUUCUGUCUACGGGCAAGGUGUUUAUUUUGCCUUAAACGCCGUUGUGUCGGCACAGGACCAAUAUUCCCCACCCAACGCCAAUGGACAUAAAUUCGUGUUUGUGGCAAAAGUCCUGACUGGAGCCUACACAAACGGGAAGUCCAAUAUGAAGACUCCGCCACUGAAAGAGAACAGCGAAAUGCCACUCAGAUAUGACUCGCUUGUUGACAAUUGCAACAAUCCUAAAAUAUUUGUCAUCUUCAAUGAUACCCAGGCGUACCCUCAAUACCUCAUCACCUGCCAGAAUAACUGAUACCUCCCUACAACUGCUCCUUGUGAAGAUCGCUGUACUCUGACAUUCUACCAUACCUGGAUUAUCCUGCUGCUUCUCUAGUCUUAUUGAACCCAGCCCUUCUCCCUCUGAUGGGGUGAAACUUUAUCCAUAGGAGGUUUGGGUCAAUGCACUGAGCCUUAGAUAGCAAACCAGACAGUGGAUAUGCUUGUAUUCGUAGCAAGCCCAUUCUCUUUUUAAUUCUUUUCAUGCUGAAACUCUUAACUCACUUCUCUGGAUCACAAGGUUCCUCAUCCUUUAAGAAUGUAAAUUGAAAAGUCAUUCCAUUCGCCUGGUUAGAUGGGACUUUGACUUAUUUUAUGCUGUCAACUGCAUUCUGAGCAAGCUGCCUUAUUGCCAUGCCUCUGGUCAUGUUGGGAGACUUCUUUGUAUGUAGACUUUCAUGGGAUGUGGGUGUCACUGGCAAGGCCAGCAUUUGUUGCCCGCCCCUAAUUGCCCUUGAGCUGAGCGGCUUGCUCGGCCAUUUCAGAGGGCAGUUAAGGGUCAACCACAUGUAGGCCAGACCGAGUAAGGUCAGCAGAUUUCCUUCCCUAAAGAGUGAACCAGAUGGCUUUUUACAAUGUGCUUGCUGAUCUACGUUGAUAGUUUCAAUGAUGGAUUCACGAUUACCUGAGGUUCGCUUUCAAUUCCAGAUCUGUUGACUGAAUUUAACUGUGUUGGCAUUUGAACCCUUGUCCCCAGAGCAUUAGCCUGGGCCAGUGACAUGACCACCAUCUCUCGCCUCCCUUCCCCCUACUUCCCCACAAAAUGAAAGCUUGUAAAUUA